AUGACACAAGAAUACCAAAGCCUUAUUGAAAACGAGUUUGGACCAGACACUGGAACUUCAAAUGAAUCUCCACAGUCCCCUGAUUUGAGGAUCAUUUUAGUGGGUAAAACUGGAUCAGGGAAGAGUUCAACAGGAAACACCAUCCUGGGUGCAAACAUUUUUACAGCACGACGUGCAUUACAAUCUGUGACUAAGCAAUCUGAGAGAGGAUACAGAGAAAUCGAAGGAAGAACCAUCUCAGUGAUUGACACCCCUGGAAUAUUUGAUACCUCAAUGAGUAAUGAUGAAAUGAAAGCUGAAAUUGUCAGGUGUAUUUACAUGUCAGCCCCUGGACCCCAUGUGUUUCUUGUGGUUAUCAGGUCAGAUGUAAGAUUUACAGAGGAGGAGAAGAAAUCUGUAGAGUGGAUUAAGCAGAACUUUGGUAAAGAAGCAUCAAAUUAUAUCAUCAUACUAUUCACCCAUGCUGAACAAACAGAGAAUGAAGAAGUGGAUGAUUGGAUGAGAGAAAAUGCAGAUCUCAAGACAUUAGUGGAAAGUUGUGGGAACAGAUACUGUGCAUUCAAAAAUAUGGCAGAAUCAGAUGAGUCACAGGUCACAGUCCUACUGGAGAAGAUAGAUGCUAUGCUAAAGGAUAAUAGAGGGAGGUUUUAUACUAAUGAGAUCUACGAAAAAAUCCAGGCAGAAUUGGAGAGUAGGAGAAAGAUGGAAAAGGCAGAAUUGGAGAGUAAGAGAAGAAUGGAGAAGGCUAAGGAUGUUGCAUUAGGCGUGGCAUCAGCAGUAGGGACAGGAGCAGUCAUAGCAGGAGGAGUAGUUUUGGGUGUGGCUGAGGUGGUGGUGUUACCAGCUGUGGGGAUUGCAGCAGGAGCUGCACUUGCAGACAAUGGAGGGAGGUAUUAUACUAACGAGACCUAUGAAAAAAUCCAGGCAGAAUUGAAGAAUAAUAGAAAAAUAGAGAAGGCUAAGCAUGUUGCAUUAGGUGUGGCAUUAGCAGUGGGGACAGGAGCAGUCAUAGCAGGAGGAGUAGUUUUGGGUGUAACAGAGGCUGUGGUGUUACCAGCUGUAGGGAUUGCAGCAGGAACUGCAGUCGCAGUAGGAACAGCUGCAAGACUCAUUGCGGAAAAGGUUGGAGAAAAGAAGAGAGAUCAGAAUUAA
This is a messenger RNA of Chanos chanos (milkfish), 1152 nucleotides long. RefSeq names its product GTPase IMAP family member 7-like. NCBI's taxonomy places the organism in Eukaryota, Metazoa, Chordata, Actinopteri, Gonorynchiformes, Chanidae. The transcript is spliced from 4 exons. The record is from RefSeq and is a predicted model, not a curated record. Gene Ontology annotation, molecular function: GTP binding. Bases 1 to 1152 code for a protein of 383 amino acids.